GCUGAAACUUACUGGCCGAGUCUCAACUCCUUUCCGUCAUAACGUUCUUUGCACUUCACAAGAUGGUAUUCAUCAAAGGCUUCAGAUUUGACAAACACAAGAUCGCAACUCGAUACCGAGACAAAGUAGACGGUCCAGACGACAUACGAGUCCAAACCAUCAUAAGACAAGUAAUGUGCGAUAUCCACGAAACGUCUGAAUACGACCUCGAUUUCCGCGUCGGGACUAUCAUUGAUGGGUCGACUAUUUUCAUUGUGUAUGAUCAAGACGACAAUCAAGCGGCGUUGGAGGCACGCGAGCUGGGACCAGUCGAGGAGUUUAUUUGGGCGGCGGAACGAGAUUUUAUAACGGGGCCGUUUGUGUGGGAGAUUGCGGACCUAUGGUAGAAGGAUCAUUGCUACUCGUGCAUCAUGUCUCAGUUAUGACACCGACACCUCGAUAGAUAUGGACUUGUUAUUGCUCAAUUGUGAAAGAAAUUCAAGGUGGAAUGGAGA
Messenger RNA from Laccaria bicolor S238N-H82, 494 nucleotides. RefSeq lists its product as uncharacterized. The coding region runs from base 63 to 386 and encodes 107 amino acids. The transcript is spliced from 2 exons. Lineage: Eukaryota; Fungi; Basidiomycota; Agaricomycetes; Agaricales; Hydnangiaceae. The record is from RefSeq and is a predicted model, not a curated record.